Marmota flaviventris (yellow-bellied marmot) is the source of this 2178-nucleotide messenger RNA. Lineage: Eukaryota; Metazoa; Chordata; Mammalia; Rodentia; Sciuridae. The record is from RefSeq and is a predicted model, not a curated record.
CCUAGGUGAUUCUGAGCAGCCUGUGUCUCUGAGAUCUCUCAUGCUCAGAGGUUCCUAAGAGAACUCCAGGUCCCCAAGGAAGACAAAAAUGGAUGUAGUGCCUUUGGCCACCUGGAUUUCAGUUUGCCUGGAUCAUUAUGUGAUCUGUAUCCAAGACACCUGUUUUCACUCAUCUUUCCCUCCUGUGAAGGCUGAGAGCAUUCUAAGGCAGAUCACAUCUCAGAAGCCAUGUGAAUUUAAACAGUAUAGGCAAUCCCUGAUUUCUCUCAAAAGUGUUCACAAACAAGUGUUAACAAAAACUGGAGAUGGACCAUAUGAAAGUACAGUACGUGGGAAAGUCUUCAUUUCCAGUGACAUUCAAAGACAUGAAGAUACUCAUACUGGGUGGCAACGCUAUGAAUAUCAACAAUGUGGUGAAGCCUCAUCUUCUCCCACAGGUGUUCAAAGACACAUGAGAACACACAGUGGAGGUAAACCUUUUCAAUGUGAAGUAUGUGGAAAAACCUUUCAUUUCUCUUCUUUAUUUAGAAGACAUGAAAGAACUUAUUCUGGAGAGAAACUCUGUGAAUGUAAACAAGGUGGUCAAUCCUUUAUUUCACACUCAAGUCUUCAAAGGCACAGGAUCCCACACAAGGGGAAUGCACAUUUCAAAUGUAAGGUAUGUGGAAAAGACUUUGCUUAUCCCAGUUUACUUAGAAUACAUCAGAGAACACAUACUAGAGAGAAGCCUUAUGAAUGUAAGCAGUGUGGGAAAUCCUUUGCUCGAUCCAGUAACUUUCACUCACAUGAAAAAACUCAUACUGGAGAAAAGCCCUAUAAAUGUAAGCAGUGUGGCAAAGCCUUUGCUAGAUCCAGUAACCUUCAGAUUCAUGGAAGAACACAUAGUGGAGAGAAGCCCUGUGAGUGUAAGCAGUGUGGAAAAGGCUUUACUCAGUCCUCUGGCCUUCAGUCACAUGAAAAAAUUCAUACUGGAGAGAAGCCCUAUGAAUGUAAGCAGUGUGGCAAAGUCUUUGCUACAUCCAGUUACCUUCAGAUUCAUGGAAGAACACAUACUGGAGACAAGCCCUAUGAAUGUAAGCAGUGUGGAAAAGCUUUUGCAAAUUCCAAUAACCUUCAGAGACAUGGAAGAACAUAUACUGGAGAGAAGCCCUAUGAAUGUAAGCAGUGUGGCAAAGCCUUUGCUAGAUUCAGUUACCUUCAGUCACAUGAAAAAACUCAUACUGGAGAGAAGCCCUAUGAGUGCCAGCAGUGUGGAAAAGCCUUCACUCAGUCCUCUGGCCUUUACUCACAUGAAAAACUUCAUACUGGAUAGAAGCCCUAUGAGUGUAAGCUUUGUGGCAAAGCCUUUGCUAGUUCCAGUGACCUUCAAAGAUAUGGAAGAACACAUACUGGAGAGAAGCUCUAUAAUUGGAAGCAAUGUGGAAAAGCCUUUGUUACAUCUGUUCAGCUUCGUUUACAUGAAGGAACACAUCAUGCAGAGAAAUUGUACUCAUGAAAACAAUUGGCAAAGUCUUCUGUUAAGAAAGUUUCACUUUUAACAUGUAGUCAGUUUUCUGUAGAAAAAUUCUUUGAAUGUGAAAUGUGGGAAAUCAGUAUUGUCACAAAGAGAAGAAAGUGCUGCAUAUCAGAAUCAAUGAAUCAAUCUCUCUAUCUAUCUAUUUAUCGAUCUAUCUAUAAAUCAUACUGGGGAUUUAGUCUGAGGGCCCUCCAUCACUGAGCCAGAUUCCUUUUACUUUUUAUUUUGAGACAGGAACUUGAGGAGUUCCUUAGUGUCUUCCUAAGUUGCUGAGUCUGGCUUCACAUUUGUGAUCCUUCUGCCUGAGCUCCCCAAGACUCUGGGAUUAAGGGCAUACAUGACCACAUCUAACUGAAUAAUGCUUUAAAUGUAAAAAAAUUGGAAAAUCAUUCCAUUUUCCCUGGUGCCUUCAAAACCAUUUCACUCACACUGGCGGGGGGGGGGGGAUCCUCAGAAUGUGGAGGAUUGAUACAUCCUGUUAGCUUCCCAUCCCAGCCCUGCUUUCCUUCUCCUAUAUGAAAAUACUCAUGGAGAGAAGCCCUGAGAAUGUGAUAAAUGUGGGAAGUCUUCUAAUUUUCCCACUUUUUUCCAAGGACUGGGAAGAUUCUUCUUGAAAGAUUCAUGUCAAAAUGAAUAAAUUGUAUGCAAAUAAGAAAUACAAA